AUCUAGCUUACUAUGUCCGGUACACGCAUGCAAUUUCGCCAACGUAUGGUGGGCUUGUGACGAUAAGUUAUAUUGUACCUAUCUAGUUGAGCGCAGUGUGUUCCUGAUUACUAGAGAGUCGCACCACUGCCAAUAUCAAUAGCAUCAUUGUUUUACAAGAUGAAGAAUUAUAACUAUUUUGUAUUUAUACUGGGUUUCUUGGCUCUGCUCGGUACCAAUGUUCAAGCUGUAGACGAGGAAAGCGAGAAAGAAUACGAUUCAGAAGUAGAAGAUGAAUUGGACGUUAUAAGCGACGUGGAACAAUCUCCCAAUGAAAACCUUCGGGAUUCGUUAAUGGGACUAAAUUCCGAAGAAUCAGCGAAUGAAAAUGAAGAUAUGGAUGAGGAUUUGACAGACGAGAAUGAUGAAGUAGAAAAAGAGAAGGAGAUUUUAACAAUGAUGGAGAAUAGUAUACAAGAGAGGGGACUUUCCAUGCGACUUACAAAUCUUCUUCGUGAACUUAGAAAGAAAUAUGGGAUUGAGAAGGCUAAUUCACAAAAAGGGACAUGCUCAAAAUUCCGUGGACGUAGAAACGUUAUUCACAAGUGCACAACCGAGAAUACACUGCUCGGUAACGUCAUUGCUUGUCGAUUGAAUUGCAAGGGAGGUUAUCAUCUUAGACAUCCUGUACCUCACUAUGAACUCUGCGGCGCCGCGACUAAAUAUAGAUGGACCUAUGAAUUGAGAGGUGACUCUAAAUCAGGAGAAAGAUGUAUUAAAGGGAAGUCGUCAAAACCGUUGCCCACUGCCUGUAAAUCACCAAACUGCGUUUCUACAGCUGCCUACUAUAUGGACAAAAUUGACUACAAUGUAAAUCCGUGUGAUGACUUUUAUAAAUACAGUUGUGGUCGUUGGUUGACUGAAACACCAUUUCCACCAGACAGUCGUGGAAAAUAUCAAACUUACACUGUUCUGAGAAAUCGUGUGAAAAGAAAUAUGGCAGAAUUAUUGGAAAAGAAGGUUCGUAAAAGUGACAUAAGCGCUGUUAAAAAGGCAAAAAUCGUUUACAAAUCUUGCAUGAACACAGAGCUAAUCAACGAUCUUGGAAAAAAACCGCUGCUUGAUUUUCUGCAAGGUGAUUUAACAUGGCCGGUCAUCAGUUCUGAUUGGUCUCCCGAUCAAUUUGAUCUGGAGGCCACUCUUGCAACGCUGAGAGGAAGAUAUCACAACAAUGUCCUUUUCACGACUCGAGUUGGUAAAAGCUCAGGCCAAUACGUACUUCAGACUUGGAAAGGAAAGAUGGCGAUGCCAAAUCGAUAUUACUUUGAGUCAAGAUAUGCAAACAGAAAAGCGGCCUAUUUUUCUUUAAUGAAAGAUACGGCUGUAAUGUUAGGGGCUGAUGAAGAUAGGGCGGAGGAACAAAUGAAGAAAGUUUUAGAUUUUGAGACAAGAAUCGCGCUCAUGAAAAUUCUCGAUAUGGACUAUCUUUCAACUAAAUCAAUAUCCGAAAUGAAUAACGAUAUACCUGGAAUCAACUGGUUGAAACUAUUCAAACGGAUGAUAUGGACAAGUACAAUUACAACGGAUACGAAAGUACAAGUCUGGAAUAUUGCUUAUCUCAAGGAUUUAAUAAAAUUCGUGAAAAAAACAGAUCCACAAGUUGUGCAGAAUUACAUGGUAUGGCGUAUCGUCAAACAUCGCAUGCGAAAUUUAGAUAUUAGCUUCCAGAAAAGAUAUCUUCAGUAUAAAAGAACAUUUUACGGUACUACGAAACUUCGUGAACGCUGGUACACUUGUGCGAACUAUGCCAUAUUUUCGAUGAAAGGACCAACAGGAAAAAUGUUUGUCGACAAAUACUUUUCACCAGCAAAGAAGCAUACGGCGAAAGAUAUGUUUGAGAACAUAAGAAAUGGAUUUAUAGAACUUUUGAAAACCGAAGUGACGUGGAUGGACAAGAAAACGAAAGAAUACGCAAAAGAGAAGGCAUUGGCAAUAAAACCAUAUAUCGGAUACAACAAACAGAUUUAUGAAAACGAUACUUAUUUAGAUGAUGAAUGGAAACAGCUACUUGCGAAAAAGAAUGAUUAUUUCGGAAACGUUGUUCGGAUUCUCACGCAAAUGUCACAAAACGGAUUUAAAAAAUUAGGAACAACUUAUGAUGCUAAUGCUAGAGUAUCACCAUCGACUCGACCCACGAUGGUCAAUGCUUUUUAUAAUCCGUCUCACAACUCAAUAACUUUACCAGCAGGAGAAAUGCAGUACCCAUUCUACUGGGGAGACAAAUUUCCAAGAAUGUUCCAAUACGGUGCUAUAGGAACAAUUCUAGGGCAUGAAAUCACCCACGGAUUUGAUAACCGAGGUCGCAAACACGACAAAUUUGGUAAACUCAAGAAUUGGUGGUCAGAUAAAUCACUUCAACAAUUCAAUCAAAGAACAGGUUGCAUUGAGAAACAAUACAGCAACUACUGGUGGCCGGCAGCAAGAGAAUAUAUUGAUGGAAGUCAAACACUUGGUGAAAAUAUAGCCGACAACGGUGGAAUAAGAGAAUCGUACCAAGGUUAUCAAAUUUGGUUGAAGAAACACAACAUUACCGGUGAAGACAUUGAACCUGCUACUGGACUGACAAAUAAUCAGAUGUUCUUUGUGGGUUUUGCAAACGUACGUUGUGCAAAAUAUACACACCAGGCAGCUGAACAUACGGUUGCCAACAGCGUACACAGUCCCGGAAGAUAUAGGGUAAUCGGAUCACUUCAAAACUUUGAUAAAUUUUCGGAGGCAUUUCAAUGCAAACGGGGAUCUUACAUGAAUCCAACAAAGAAAUGCAUUUUGUGGUGAUGCGGAUCGUUACUAAAUUUUUUUUACAUAGGAAAUUUUAUAUAUUUAUGCAGAAUGAAUACUAACGAAUAAUAGGUUCACACACGAACUGAUAAAAACGUCUGUUGUAUGGAGACUAUGACGUCUUAUACUAGGGUAGCAUCUGCCUUUAACGGCAUUUGGAAAAUCAAAUCAGCGACGUGAUCCAAUGCAAUGCUAGAGUUUUCAAUUAGGAAAAAUGUUUUAUUCUUCGUCUUUUUACGCAUUUGUUUUAUCGAUUCUUAAUUUUUUUUCGAUAGGUAAGAUAAGAAGAGUGUGCAUUGCACAGUAUUUAUAUUCAUCCUUCUCUAUUAGGUCCUCCACUUGCUUAAUGAUAUUUCUUUGUUUUAAUGUGUUGACUUCUUUAGGUUGCAUAUAGAAUUACUAAUUUCACCGCACAAAUAUAAUUUCAAAGUUGAA
Messenger RNA from Styela clava, 3252 nucleotides. Its product is annotated as phosphate-regulating neutral endopeptidase PHEX-like. Gene Ontology annotation, cellular component: plasma membrane. The record is from RefSeq and is a predicted model, not a curated record. Gene Ontology annotation, molecular function: metalloendopeptidase activity. Gene Ontology annotation, biological process: protein processing. NCBI's taxonomy places the organism in Eukaryota, Metazoa, Chordata, Ascidiacea, Stolidobranchia, Styelidae.